AUGUUAUUGUGUUAUAAGAACCUUGUUACCACACUGUUAUGGUUACAUAUACACUUACAAUUUGCUACAGCAGCCUACGCCCCAGCUGCAUGUACAGUUCCACAUGACGGUACUAUUGGGGCCACCGUCAGGUUUUUUCAAUACACUGCUGGUGAUUCUAGGAGUUAUGAAGAAUCAUCAUUUUUACUAGGUGGUUAUUUAAGGAAUACAUAUGUGGGUACAAUUUCUGGUGUUACAAAUUUAACAUGGUAUUCUGGAGAUCAUUGGACCAUUCCUCCGUAUGAUUAUAGAGGUGUUUCCAUCAGUCAUUUCAUGAUGGAAAUUACCGGUUAUUAUAAAGCUCCACUAACAGGUAUUUAUACCCUAAGGGCUAAUGUAGAUGAUUCCCUCACGUUUUUCUUGGGUGCUGGCGAAGCUUUUAACUGCGGAGGUCAACAUGAAGAUUUUUCAUCCCCAGAAUAUGUUUUUACGGUCACUGGUAGUGUUAUAUAUGGUAUGGAUACAGAAGUAAAGACAAUAUAUAUGAAAGAAGGUAAUUAUUAUCCUCUUAAGUUUCUAUAUGUUAAUCUGAUUAACCAUGGUCUGUUAAAUAUAUCAAUAAAUUUGCCAAAUGGUACUGUAGAUAAUGGUAUAGGUAAUAGUUUAUACAGUUUCCCAGAUGAAAGUUUCACUAAUACUUCAGAUAUAUCUUUCACAUACAGUGCAUCCAAAGCAUGCACAACAGUAACCUCUAUAAUCACAAGCACAGUUCAUGGUUUAAGUGCAACCACAACUACUCAAACAACCACGAUUACAACUAUGCUUAAUUCUUAUAAUGAAGAAGUUGUAGUUGUUUACUAUGAGGGAAUUCCUGCCCCUAUGUUAACCACAUCCUACGUUCCAGGUACAGUUAACUCAAUAUCUGUUAUCACCACAUCCACCUCCUACACCACUGACUCCAAAGGCAGUAGCACUCCAAUUGAUGUUGUGAUUGUUGAGACCCCAAUGCCAAGUCAGGUUACUUCCUACAUUCCCGGUACAGUAAAUUCAACAUCUACUAUCUCCACCUCCACCUCCUACACCACUGACUCCAAAGGCAGUAGCACUCCAAUUGAUGUUGUGAUUGUUGAGACCCCAAUGCCAAGUCAGGUUACUUCCUACAUUCCCGGUACAGUAAAUUCAACAUCUACUAUCUCCACCUCCAUCUCCUACACCACUGACUCCAAUGGCAGCAACACUCCAAUUGAUGUUGUGAUUGUUGAGACCCCAAUGCCAAGUCAGGUUACUUCCUACAUUCCAGGUACAGUAGAUUCACCAUCUGUUAUCUCUACCUACACAACUAGCGUAACUGACAGCAAUGGCUCUUCAUCUGCUGAAGUUGUUGUUGUUGUGGUCACCCCAUCUCCAUCUACCACCUACACUACUACUACUGCAGAUAUUUCUGCUCCAAUUACAACCACUUACACCACUAUCGUCACUGGCAGUAACGGUUCCUCUUCCACAGAAGUUGUUGUGGUAGUGGCCACCCCAUCUGCAUCUACUUCCUACACUACUACUACUGCAGAUGUUUCUGUUCCAACCACAACUACUUACACAACCACCGUCACUGACAGUAACGGCUCUUCAUCUGCUGAAGUUGUUGUUGUUGUGGUCACCCCAUCUCCAUCUACUUCCUACACUACUACUACUGCAGAUGUUUCUGCUCCAAUCACAACUACUUACACUACUACCAUCACAGGAGGCAAUGGCUCUUCAUCUGCUGAAGUUGUUGUUGUUGUGGUCACCCCAUCUCCAUCUACUUCCUACAUCACUACCACAGGUCCAGUUUCCGCCCCAACCACAACUACUUACACUACUACAGUUGUUGAUAGCAAUGGCUCUUUGUCUCCAGAAGUUGUUGUUGUAGUGGUCACCCCAUCUCCAACUGGUCCAACUGCCUACACAACUACUACUGCAGAUGUUUCUGCUCCAACAACAUCCACCUACACCACCAUUGUUACUGAUGGCAACGGCUCAUCCUCCACCAAAGUUGUUGUUGUUGUGGUCACACCUGCUCCAUCUACCACCUAUACUACUACCACAGGUCCAGUUUCUGCUCCAACCACAAACACCUACACAACCACAGUUACUGACAACAACGGCUCUUCAUCUGCUGCAGUUGUGGUUGUUGUGAUUACACCUCCUCCAUAUAAUGACUUUAUGACCUCAUCAAUUUCUAUAUCUUCUCCACUAUAUGAAAAUUCCACUAUUCAUAAUGGAAAAACUGAAACUACUUUGAGUGGCACUCUAGUUGUUUUGACUACGGUUGUUAAUGGAGUUACUAUGACUACAACUUAUUGUCCAGAACCAUCUGCAACUUCUGAAACAAGUAUGAUUGCUAUCAUUGGACAUAGUUCUAUUGAAUCAGUUUAUUCAAAGAACCCACAAGAAGAGACUAACUCAUUUACUACUGCUACAAAUGUGACUCCAGUUAUUUCUGUUACUUCUACCACCCCUGGUCCAGCAUUUACCAAUGGUAAAAAUCACCCAACAUCUAGAAACUCUAGAACAUCUACCACUGUAAUCGGUAAUAAUGAGUCUAGGGGACCAAAAACAUCACCAACCACAAUGGUACCACAAGUCUCCCAAUAUAUUUCUGAACAACUAUCCCCAUCACCAAUUGCUAUUGCGGUACCUCAUGGUGAUACACCUUCUCUUGUAUCAUAUGAAGGUAAAGGUAGUAACAUAUAUAUGAAGUGGAGUGUCGUACAUUUUAUUGGUCUAUUAUUAUUUAUGAAUUUUUAA
This is a messenger RNA of Arxiozyma heterogenica, 2763 nucleotides long. RefSeq lists its product as uncharacterized. NCBI's taxonomy places the organism in Eukaryota, Fungi, Ascomycota, Saccharomycetes, Saccharomycetales, Saccharomycetaceae. The transcript has a single exon. The coding region runs from base 1 to 2763 and encodes 920 amino acids. The record is from RefSeq and is a predicted model, not a curated record. Gene Ontology annotation, biological process: flocculation.